CGCUGGACCACAUUAAACUAGGAUAAAGGUGAGCAGCAGCAGUGGCUCUGCACCGCAGGACACUUGUUCUGGAAGACAACGGGAUUAUUCCUUCUGCACUUUCGUGCGUGUCCGAAUCAUACGGCCGCCCAUUAAGAGGGACUUUGAAAUGGCAAGUCUUUUGUCCGAGGCCAAACCUGAAACGACCUUCCAGUACCAGAGCAUCUUGCCACCUCUGCCUGUGCCUCCAUUAGAGAGCAGUAUUUCUAAAUACCUGGAUGCUGUUCGGCCAUUUGCAUCUGAGGAUGAAUUUAAGGCUACUUUGGAGAUUGCUAGAAAGUUCAAGGAUGGCGUCGGCAAAGAUUUGCACCAGAAACUCCUUGAAAGAGCCAAAACGAAGCGCAACUGGCUGGAAGAGUGGUGGUUAGACACAGCCUAUCUGGAAGUCCGCUCCCCCUCCCAGCUGUCUGUGAACUUUGGUGGACCGGCUCCCUACCUGGAACACUGCUGGCCUCCUGAGGAAGGAACACAACUGCAAAGAACCAGCAUCAGCACCUGGCACACGCUGCAGUACUGGAAUCUGAUCCACAAGGAGAAACUGGUGACCCAAAAAUCUGGUAAAACAGCCUUGGACAUGGACCAGUUCAGAAUGCUUUUCUGCACCUGUAAAGUACCUGGAGUAGACAAGGAUGUCAUUUAUAACUACUUUAAGACAGCGCGAGAGGGUUCGUGUCCUUCACACUUGAUUGUCAUGUGUCGUGGACGGAUCUUCACUUUUAAUGCCGUUGUUGAUGGUCAGAUCCUGACGCCUCCAGAGCUUUUGAGACAACUGCGCUACAUUAAGGAGUACUGUGACGACCUUCCGGUGGGAGAAGGAGUGGCUGCUCUCACCACUGAGGAAAGGACUCGCUGGGCCAAGGCCAGGGAGCACCUGAUAAGCAUCGAUCCACACAAUGAAGCUCUGCUGGAGACCAUUCAGAGCAGCCUCUUUGUCAUUUCUCUGGAUGACUCCAAACCUUACUCCAGUCCAGAUAACUACACCAAUUUGACUCUGGAGGCUCUGACUGGGAACCCGACCAAUCGCUGGGGUGACAAAUCCUACAACGCCCUGAGCUUCUCUGAUGGCACAAUGGGAUCCACCUGUGAUCACGCUCCCUACGACGCCAUGGUUCUGGUGUCCAUGUGCUGGUAUGUGGACCAGCAGCUGAAAGCCACGGAUGGAAAGUGGCAGGGCUCUGACGUUGUGAGGCCAAUGGCUUUUCCUGAGGAGCUGGUUUUUACUGUGGACCAAAGAGUCCAGAGCGACAUCAGCCAUGCCAAAGAGCAGUACUACAAGUCUGCUCAGGAUCUGCAGGUGUUGUGUUACGCCUUCACUGCUUUUGGGAAGUCUGCCAUCCGACAAAGAAAACUGCAUCCAGAUACAUUCAUCCAGCUGGCCAUGCAGCUGGCCUACUAUAGAAUCUACAAAAAACCAGGAAGUUGUUAUGAAACGGCGAUGACUCGGAAGUUCUACCACGGCAGGACGGAGACGAUGAGGCCGUGCACAACGGAAGCUGUGAGCUGGUGUAAAAUGAUGACCGACCCCACGAGCAGCACGGAGGAGAGAAGACGUGCCAUGAAGCUGGCGUUCGACACGCACAACAGACUGAUGGCCGAAGCUCAGAAUGGACAAGGUUUUGAUCGCCAUCUUCUAGGACUGUAUUUGAUUGCCAAAGAGGAAGGGAUCCCCACUCCGGACCUCUUCAUGGAUCCGCUCUACGCCAGGAGCGGUGGUGGUGGAAACUUCGUGCUGUCGUCCAGUCUGGUGGGCUACACCACGGUGCUGGGGGCUGUUGCUCCCAUGGUGCCUCAUGGCUACGGCUUCUUCUACCGCAUCGGAGUCGACCGAAUCGUAGUUUCUCUCUCCGCCUGGAAGUCGAACCGCCAGACGGACGCAGUGAUACUGUUCAACAACUUCUCCAGCAGCAUGCAUGAGAUGCUUCAUCUGGCCACCACCUCUCAGCUGUAACGCAUCACACCUGAGAUCAGUUCUCAGCACCGAUCAAUGCAAAGCUACCUUACACAGUAGAAAGCUCAUUCCUUACAUGUUCAUAUUGUAUCUGGAAUUUUAAUGAAUCCAUUACUGGGUCUUGGUUUUCUUGAAUGUAAUCCAGUGUCAUUUAAAAAGGAGGAAUAAAGUGGAUUGUA
Synchiropus splendidus (mandarinfish) is the source of this 2166-nucleotide messenger RNA. It is a transcript of the gene crot, whose product is annotated as carnitine O-octanoyltransferase. The transcript has 17 exons. Gene Ontology annotation, molecular function: carnitine O-octanoyltransferase activity. The record is from RefSeq and is a predicted model, not a curated record. Lineage: Eukaryota; Metazoa; Chordata; Actinopteri; Syngnathiformes; Callionymidae. Gene Ontology annotation, cellular component: peroxisome. Bases 149 to 1987 code for a protein of 612 amino acids.